Molecule: messenger RNA, 2626 nt
Organism: Neodiprion virginianus
Lineage: Eukaryota; Metazoa; Arthropoda; Insecta; Hymenoptera; Diprionidae
Gene: Tgt
Product: queuine tRNA-ribosyltransferase catalytic subunit
Exons: 7
Coding region: 40-1236 (398 amino acids)
Cellular component (GO): cytosol
Molecular function (GO): tRNA-guanosine(34) queuine transglycosylase activity
Source: RefSeq, a predicted model, not a curated record
UUGCUAACUUUACGAACCUCCUGUGCACAGUAUUACGCCAUGGAUCGCAAACAGCCAUGCCGAGUCCCUUUGACUUUUAAAAUUGCAGAAACAUGUUCAACUUCGAAAGCUCGAACUGGAUUAAUGAUUCUACCGCAUCACGAUGUUGACACUCCGGUAUUUAUGCCGGUUGGCACUCAGGGAACCCUGAAGGGGCUGCUGCCUCAGCAGUUGGAAAAAUUGGACUGUCAAAUAAUUCUCGGAAAUACGUAUCACCUCGGAACAAGACCAGGUACAACUAUUUUGCAAAUGGCAGGUGGCUUGCACCAAUUUAUGAAUUGGAAAAGAGCUCUUCUCACUGAUUCAGGUGGAUUUCAAAUGGUCUCUUUACUUCAACUCGCACAUAUCACUGAAGAGGGUGUAACGUUCCGUUCUCCCUAUGACGGAUCUGAAUGUGUGUUGACACCGGAACACUCAAUUGAGAUACAAAACACAAUUGGUGCAGAUAUCAUAAUGCAGCUGGAUGAUGUGGUCCAUGCAAAAGUAACCGGGCCUCGAGUUGAAGAGGCAAUGCAUAGAACCACAAGAUGGGUAGACAGGUGCCUUUUGGCUCAUCAAAAAUCUGAUGAGCAAAAUAUUUUUCCUAUUGUUCAAGGCGGACUGGAUCCACAGCUCAGAACAGAGAGUGCUAAAUUGUUGACACAGCGGCAAGUCAAUGGUUUUGCCAUAGGAGGUUUGAGUGGUGGAGAAAGCAAGAAUGAUUUUUGGAGAAUGGUACAUUUGUCAACCAAUGUUCUACCGGUCGAUAAACCAAGGUAUUUAAUGGGGGUUGGAUUUGCUGUUGAUUUAGUCGUAUGCUGCGCUUUGGGAGUGGAUAUGUUCGACUGUGUCUUUCCAACCAGAACAGCGAGAUUUGGCUGUGCGCUGAUACGGACAGGUCAGUUAAAUUUGAGACAAAAGCAGUACAAAUACGACACGGCACCAAUAGACGAUUCCUGUGAUUGUUCAACCUGUAAGAACUAUACUCGUGCCUAUUUACACCAAAUAGUGACACAGGAAACCGUGGCUUGUCACUUGCUGAGCGUGCAUAACAUCAACUUCCAAUUGAGGCUGAUGAGAGAUAUCAGGGACAGUAUCAAAGAGCAGACAUUUCCCCAGUUUGUUCGAAAAUUUAUGUUAGAGUUAUACCCGGAUGGAGAAUAUCCAACGUGGAUAACAGAGGCGCUGGAAGCUGUUGAUAUUAAAUUAUCGAAAUGAUUACUUCAAUACACUAGAAAAUAAAUUUAAUUAAAACUAAAUAGACAAGGUUUGGCUUUCUUGUCGUUUCAUUGGUUGAAAACAGUCAUCUGAAUUCUGAACUCACUGCAUACUUUUCCUGCAGCUUGAAUUUGUAAUUACACUUUGUAAUUAGUGACAUUUUUUCUUUUUCUGUUCACUAACCCAUGUUAUUGAAACAGCUUUUUUUUAUUUUUUAUUUUACUGAAGCAAAAGCUUAACAUGCGUUUUUACUGAACUAAAAAUCUACCCAACCUACAGGAUUUUUAGCUCAAGUCUAAUAACUAGAGGUGCCUCAUUCCAUGUAACUCAACAGCUGGACUGGAUUCAAUUUUGUAUACAUAAUAAUAUUAAUAUAAUACAUAAUAUUUGUUUUCGUUGAACUUAAAAAGUCGUCUUUAGUAUAACAUUUCGAACAAGAUACAAAAAGCCCUGAUUUUACUCUGGCUCCAACCUAUAAAAGCUAAUAUCAGUUUUCAAAGUAAUUGGAUUAUCAAUACAAUUAUUUUCUUAUAUUCAUAUAAGAAUUACCGUACUCACCGUUAUGGUGAAAAAUUCGGUAAAUAAACGAAUAGGUAUAUUUUCAUAAAUUACGUAUUUAAAUGGGAAAAGUCACAUGAAAAAUCCUAUCGCAACAAUCCUAUAUUUCAGGUACACUUCUGUAUGGAGAAACUAAUAUUUAAACUUUCAUUCUGCCGAAAAAAAAUAUAUAUGCUAUCAUUGUUGCUAAUUUGAUUAUAAAAUAAUUCAAUUUAAACUCUGUAGUUAUACUAUGGAAACGCGCGAUUGACAGCAUUCAUCCAUAGGCAAGUUGGUCCGUUGUGAAAAUAUAUCUAUUGGUAGUAAAAAAAGAUGGAAAUAAGAAUGUUUAAUAUUGAUUACAAGUCAGUGUUUCAGUGAAUCACAGCUUGCGUGAACUUCAUCAUAAAACUAUGUUUCAUCAGUUACAUUUUAUGAGAAAUUUCUUGCACAGAAAAGAUCUGGAUUGAUGCUGAAUUCUGCUGUGCUAACAUAUCUACUUGAAGCUACAAAACUAGCAUUAUAAUACGAUAAAUGGUAAGGUACGAAACAUGGCCAGACAACUAAUGAGUUUUUUUUUUUUUUUUUUUAAAUAUUGCAUGUUGUAAAGUAAUACAGCAGGCUGAAUAAAAGAUGGGUAAAUGUUGACAUAGUCGACCAAUAAAUCAAUUUUGUAAUAUUAGUUAGCAUUGAGAAUAAAUGCAUCACAUAAAGUCGUCCGAAUCAUAGCCAGUGUUCUCGGUAUUCGUUGUCAUGUUGUUUGGGCUGAACAGCGAAUUGUAGCUUCUGGAAACCAGAUGCAAAAAAAAAAAAACUUCAGCAGUGCAAAAAAGUAAAUCGACGAAUGAAUGAA